UGAGCUUUUUUAAAUCAGGCACAAAAUAGGACAACCUACCUGUUCCUCCAUGUGUUCAAGGACCCCUCAAGAUGUCCAUGCUUGCCGAACCACGUCGUAAACAGAAAUGGGCAGCGGACCCCCAAAACACCACGUGGAGCAACGAUGAGUCUAAAUUUGGACAGAAGAUGCUGGAACGUAUGGGCUGGGCCAAAGGAAAGGGUCUUGGCAGGAGUGAACAGGGGUCUACAGAAAACAUUAAGGUUAAAGCCAAGAACAACAAACUGGGUCUGGGCACUACUGUAAACAACGAGGACAACUGGAUUGCCCACCAGGAUGAUUUUAAUCAACUCCUUGCGGAGCUUAACAACUGCCAUGGACAGAGCCACACUGACAGUCCCACACAGGAGCAAGGAUUUAGUUUGGAAGAGAAAUCCAAAACCUCAAAGAAAAGGGUCCAUUACAUGAAAUUCACUAAAGGAAAGGACCUGUCCAGUCGCAGCAAAACAGACCUGGCUUGUAUUUUUGGGAAGCGAUCGAAACAAGAAACAAGAGACAGAGAUGAGGAAAGCAGUGGACUUGACUCUCAGGAAGAGCGAGAAGAGGACAGUGACACAGUACCUAAUCCAAACCCAGAGGAGCAACUAAAUACAGUGACUAGCACACUGACCAUGCAAGAGUACUUUGCCCAGCGGAUGGCCAAGAUCAAGAAGGCUCAGGGAACUUGUGACCCAGCCAUCAGCAGCAACUCACAGUCUCCACUGGCUGCAUCUGCCUCCAUGGAGGAUUCCCCAAACACCAGUGAUAUGGAACAGUCCAAAAAGAAAAAAAAGAAAAAGGACCGAGAUGGCACAGUGGAAAAUGUAGAGGAAGAUGCCCUGACCUCAGUGACACAGAAAAAGAAAAAGAACAAGAACAAGAGGAAACGAGAGGAGAGGGAGGAGGAUGAGGCUGAAGUGUGCAGCGCCCCUACAGUAACGGAUGGAUCCACUGAAGAAGAGGCACCAAAAACAGGGAAGAAAAAAACCUCUCUAGAGGUUCAUGCAGACUUGCGUACGGACUUGAACGUUUCAGAUAAAAAGAAAAGGAGAGAACAGGAUAAAGAGGAGAGAGUGAUUGACAAAGUAAUGCCCAAAAAGAACAAGAAAAAACAGAAAAAAUGAUUUUGUACUACUGACUGCUCUUCAAACUUAUUGGCAUUUUGAUAUCAUGAUUUUAAUAUUGAGAUCACCGAAAUGGAUGGCAAUGAAACCCAUGAAUUUAAAUUUAUAAUUGGUUUGUAUCUCCAUACUUAAACUAAAUCAAAAAAACAUUAAAAACAUGAGUCAACUAAAA
Pimephales promelas (fathead minnow) is the source of this 1314-nucleotide messenger RNA. RefSeq names its product PIN2 (TERF1) interacting telomerase inhibitor 1 (gene pinx1). Gene Ontology annotation, cellular component: nucleolus. Gene Ontology annotation, molecular function: nucleic acid binding; telomerase inhibitor activity. The record is from RefSeq and is a predicted model, not a curated record. Lineage: Eukaryota; Metazoa; Chordata; Actinopteri; Cypriniformes; Leuciscidae.